GAAAAGAAAGAAAGAAAGAAAGAAAGAAAGAAAGAAAGAAAGAGAAAGAAAGAAAGAAAAAGAAAGAAACCCUCCUGCGAUAAUACCUUUAAAUAUCAUCAAAUAUCCACAUCUGCCAAACUCAGGUCCUUGGAAAGGACUUGAGACCGGGACAAAAAUGCCAAAACAUCUGGCUGACGGCAGUGAACCAUAAUAAUAAAUCAUAGCAACAGGGAGAAUGUCAUUUAGUUGGUAGUUACCCAGUCUGCGUUAGUUACUCCGUUCUUUUGCUAUUUUAACCCACGAGCUCGUUUCUUUAAAGCGUGGGGCUGCCGCGCCAGAGUUGUGAGAAAGUACAAUAACCACACAUCUGUCCUGGUGUUUUGUCUUGAGUUCAGGUUCAGCGGCCCACCAGGGCUUCCUAGAAGGAUGGAGACAGGCCGGCAGGAUGCCAUGUCUGAUGGGGAGGGAGCGAAGGGCAGCAAGCUGGCAGCCAAAUUGCCCCCGACGCCCGUCAAGGAGAAAGCCAGCAAGAAAAAGAAGAAAAAGAAUAAAGUUCCAGGUCACGACAACCAUUCCAGCCAGGUCAAGAAAAAAUCCAUCUUUGCCAUAUUUCCUCUCGAUCUGCUCCAGCGCUGGAAGUGCGACGGGGCCCCGCAGGAAGGCCAUAGCAAGCGAGGUUCGGGCAAAGCCACCAGGAACUCGCUCUUGGCCUGCUCGUCGGCCACAUCAGUCUCGACCCCAGGAGAGGCCUCCCUGCCCAACGAAAGCCUCCGCUGGGACGGCGUUCUGGAAGACCCCAAAGCGGAAGAAGAAAGGCUAUACAACUACCGGCUGAGCCGAAGAAAACGCUACGGCGAGUUCUUGCAGCAAAACCCACUGCUGGGUUCGCCCUUUCCAUGCCAGCAGUUGCCUGGUCUGGACAAAGUCACCGAGGCGGAGAAGGAGCGUUCCUUACACAACAGUCACUCCUCCUCCCUUAUGGCCAAAACCAAAAGGCGUCCAAAUUCGAAGCAGGGCAGCAAAACCUCAAAGAGGCAGCCGACGGCGUUGCCGUCCAGUAAAUCUCAGGGAGGCCUGUGAUUGGAGCACGAUUUUUAUUUUUUUUACAGCCAAAUCACGAGAUCAGAAUUAUUAUUAUUAUUAUUUUGCCUGAGGGUCUAACAAUGAUCUCGAUGUGUUUUUCAGUUUUUUGCAAAUUCUGUGUGAGGUAAUAAAAUGCUGUGCUUGACAGUGG
Crotalus tigris (Tiger rattlesnake) is the source of this 1216-nucleotide messenger RNA. RefSeq names its product chromosome unknown C17orf97 homolog (gene LIAT1). The transcript is spliced from 2 exons. The record is from RefSeq and is a predicted model, not a curated record. Bases 409 to 1062 code for a protein of 217 amino acids. NCBI's taxonomy places the organism in Eukaryota, Metazoa, Chordata, Lepidosauria, Squamata, Viperidae. Gene Ontology annotation, biological process: protein arginylation.